Acanthaster planci (crown-of-thorns starfish) is the source of this 4314-nucleotide messenger RNA. RefSeq lists its product as uncharacterized. Gene Ontology annotation, cellular component: membrane. Gene Ontology annotation, biological process: cell-cell junction maintenance. Gene Ontology annotation, molecular function: calcium ion binding. NCBI's taxonomy places the organism in Eukaryota, Metazoa, Echinodermata, Asteroidea, Valvatida, Acanthasteridae. The record is from RefSeq and is a predicted model, not a curated record.
GUUCGUUAAAAAAAUACAUCUUGAACCACUGAAAACCACUAGUAAGUAUAUAUCUCACAUGUAAUGGACAGCUGGGUAAUGAGACGACGUGACUGAUCAUUAUAACGUAGUGUCAAACUAAUUCGGUACAUGUUGGUUCUAUACUCAAGGCAUUUCACCUGGGCUUAGGCUGGGCACAUCUGGUGGAAUCGAAAUCUUCGAAACCAUGAGGAAACCAUGUAAUAGACUGAUGUUGGUGCGGAUCAUUGGGAGUACAAUGGUGACAGUGACGUUGUUCAACUUCACUUAUGCAUCUCAACUUCGUCUUGUGGCCGGCAGGACGAGUAGUCAAGGUCGGCUAGAGAUCUACGUAAACGGCGAAUGGGGCACGGUGUGUGACGACUCGUGGGGUCUUGUGGAUGCUCAUGUGGCCUGCCGGCAACUAGGCUUUCCUGCGGGCGCCGUCAAAGCCACCUCAGGCGGGUUUUAUCCAGGUGGAACAGGGCCAAUACAUCUGGACGAUGUCGACUGUAGGGGAUAUGAAAGAGAUCUCGUAGACUGUGAUCAUAGAGGAAUUGGAUCCCACAACUGUGGCCACGGUGAAGAUGCAGGAGUCCUAUGUAACACUGGAGUCCGUUUAGUGGGCAGUUCCAGCUCAAUGGACGGUCGUGUAGAGGUGCUUUGGAACGGUGCCUGGGGGACCGUCUGCGAUGACCUGUGGGACCUGAAUGACGCAACUGUCGUCUGCCGUCAGCUGGGUUUUCUUGGUGCGUGGGAAGCUUCUACGUCUGCUACCUUUGGCGCAGGAGAUGGGCUGGACAUAGUGCUGGACGACGUCGCUUGCACGGGCAACGAAGGGACACUUUUGGACUGUGGACACGCCGGGCUUGGAGAACACAAUUGUGGGCACAGUGAGGAUGCCGGGGUCCGAUGUGUUGAUAUGCGACUUGUUGACGGCGACACAAUUAACGAGGGCAGGCUUGAACUCCUCCUCAACGAUGAAUGGGGCACAGUUUGUGACGACUCAUGGGGACAAGAAGAAGCCCAGGUGGCUUGCAGGCAGCUCGGCUUCCCCAGUGCUAUUGAAGCUACCUCGAGAGCGUCAUUUGGUAUAGGCGUUGGUUCAAUACACCUGGACAAUGUGGAGUGCACUGGCUCUGAAAGUAACUUACUGAGUUGUCAGCAUAAUGAGAUCGGGGAGAAUGACUGUGGCCAUGGCGAAGACGCAGGAGUCAUUUGCAAUCCAGACAAACUCCGUCUCGUUGGGGGCGCUAAUAUUAAAGAAGGUCGGCUGGAGAUUUUUCUCAAUGGAGAAUGGGGCACGGUCUGUGACGACUCUUGGGAUAUCGAGGACGCCCGUGUGGCUUGUAGACAGUUGGGUUUCUCCGGUGCUGUCGAAGCUACCCAAGGAGCUACGUUUGGAAGUGGAAGUGGCCCAAUUUACCUGGACGAUGUCGCUUGCGGUGGACAUGAAAACGACUUGAUGACUUGUGUGCAUAACGGCAUUGGAGUUGAAAACUGUGGUCACAGUGAGGAUGCGGGAGUUAUUUGUGGUAUAAAAGUUGAGAUCCGGCUUGUUGGCGGCGACACAAAAAACGAGGGCAGGCUUGAGCUCCUCCACAACGGCGAAUGGGGCACAGUGUGUGAUGACUCGUGGGGAAUAGAUGACGCCCAGGUGGCUUGCAGGCAGCUCGGCUUCCCCAGUGCUAUUGAAGCUACCUCCAGAGCGUCAUUUGGAGAAGGCGUUGGUUCAAUACACCUGGACAAUGUGGAGUGCACUGGCUCUGAAAGUAACUUACUGAGUUGUCAGCAUAAUGAGAUCGGGGAGAAUAACUGUGACCACAGUGAAGAUGCAGGAGUCGUUUGUAAUCCAGAUAUACUCCGUCUCGUUGGGGCCGCUAGCUCUAACGAAGGUCGGCUCGAGAUUUUUCUCAAUGGAGAAUGGGGCACUGUCUGUGACGACUCUUGGGAUAUUGAGGACGCCCGCGUAGCUUGUAGACAGUUGGGUUUCCGCGAUGCCAUCGAAGCUACCCAAGGAGGGUCAUUUGGAAGUGGAAGUGGACCGAUCUACCUGGACGAUGUCGCUUGCGGUGGACAUGAAAACGACUUGAUGAAUUGUGUGCAUAACGGCAUUGGAGUUGAAAACUGUGAUCAUAUCGAAGAUGCAGGAGUCAUUUGUGGCCCAACAGAACCUUGUUUUAGUGGACCAUGUGCCCACGGAGCAUCUUGCAUCAAUCUAUCGGAUGGGUUUACCUGCCAUUGUCCUGAUGGUUAUGGCGGAGUGGCAUGCGCAGAAGAUCUGACGAUCACGUCAACAUCUUCAAUAAUAGUUGCUCACUGCGCGACCAGCCUCGACCAUUCCGACCAUCUGAUGGUGGUAUCAGGCCAGCAGGCUGUCUACCUUCCUGGUGACUCAGUUGAGUAUGACUGCCCGGAUGGAUAUCAUCUCAGCGGGUCCGCAACUAGGUUUUGUCAGUCAGACUUGACAUGGUCGGGACAGCCAGCCGAAUGCAACAUAAAUUUUUGUGCCAAUGAGCCUUGUGCAAAUGGGGCAACUUGCUUCAAUGCGUUGGAUGGGUUUACGUGUUCAUGCCCGGAUGGAUAUGAUGGACUGACAUGCGCAGAUGUUUCCCACUGUGCGCCUACCUCUGACCCGUCUGAUGUCCUGAUAGUGGUAGCAGGUCAGAAGGCUGUAUACCUUCCUGGUGACGUGGUCGAGUACGACUGCCCAGACGGGUAUUAUCUUAGUGGGUCUGCCUUGAGGAUUUGUCAGUUAGACUUUACAUGGUCAGGACAACCAGCCGAAUGCAACAGAGAGCCUUGUUUCAGUGAACCAUGUCUGAACGGAGCAACUUGCAUCGAUGCACCGAGUGGGUUCGCUUGCCUUUGUCCAGCCGGUUAUGGUGGAGUGACAUGCGCAGAGGUUGCCCACUGUGUGACCAGCUUCAGCGAGUCCAGUGUUCUGAUGGUUGUAUCAGACCAGCAGGCUGUCUACAUUCCUGGUGACUCAGUUGAGUACGACUGCCCCAACGGAUAUCAUCUCAGCGGGUCCGCAACUAGGUUUUGUCAGUCAGACUUGACUUGGUCGGGACAGCCAGCCGAAUGCAACAGAAAUUUCUGUGUCAACGAACCUUGUAUGAAUGAAGCCACUUGCACCAGUGCGUUGGAUGGGUUCAUCUGUUCAUGCCUGGCUGGCUAUGACGGACUGACAUGCGCAGAUGUUGCCCACUGUGUGCCUACCUCUGAUCCAUCUGAUGUGCUGACAGUGGUAUCAGGCCAGCAGGCUCUCUACCUUCCUGGUGACUCAGUUGAGUACGACUGCCCGGACGGAUAUCAUCUCAGCGGGUCAGCUUUGAGGUAUUGUCAGUCGGACUUUUCGUGGUCGGGGCAACAAGCCAAAUGCAGUAGAGAACCUUGCUUCAGUGAACCAUGUCUGAACGGAGCAACAUGCACCGAAGCACCGGGAGGGUUCACUUGCCUUUGUCCUACCGGUUAUGGUGGAGUGACAUGCGCAGAGGUUGCGAGCUGCAUGGUGUCCCUCAACGAAUCCGAUGUUCUGUUUGUGGCAUCAAGCCAGCAAGCUAUGUAUGUUCCUGGUGACUCGGUCGAGUAUGCCUGCCCGGCCGGAUAUCAUCUCAACGGAUCCGCCAUUAGGAUUUGUCAGCCAGAUUUCUCAUGGUCGGGACAGCCUGCUGCAUGCAGUCAAGACUCUUGUAUUGACGAGCCAUGUGCUAACGGGGCAACUUGCAUCAGUACGCCGAGUGGGUUCAAUUGCCUCUGUACUGCUGCCUACGAUGGAUUAACGUGCGAACAUGUUUUGGCAGCGCAAGACAUCCAGCGCAAGACAUCCAGCCCUGUAGUACUAAUUAUGGGCGGUGGAGGGGGAGCCCUCGUCUUCAUCGCGGUCCUCUUCGUUGUCAUCACUGUACUGAACAGGCGAAAAUCACGACCACAAACCAACUUUCCUUUCCACACUGGACUCACUACCGAAAUAGGCUGCGUUGAACUCUCCGAGUUCACUUCGACCACAGCCGCCUGCGCAGGCCCGCCCUCUCCGAUCUACCAUGAGACCAUAGCCGACGCUGGCGCAGCUGAUGACCACUUGUACGCUGAGGUACCACGGCGAGGGCUCCCCCUUCCACCGUUCCCUAGCAAAAUCGUGGAUGAGGAAGCAGACGGAACAUACUGCAAUAUGAAAAACUUAUUCUGAACCUGUUGAGUCGGUCAGUCAGUUUGACUGUCUGUUUCUAUCAGGGUACAGUCUACUAAUUCAAGCCCCAUUUGAAAACAGUGUCAAAUCAGCACUGUUCAGGGCCCAAUAACAUGCACGUCAAC